This is a messenger RNA of Spodoptera litura, 4131 nucleotides long. RefSeq names its product cell adhesion molecule CEACAM5. The record is from RefSeq and is a predicted model, not a curated record. Lineage: Eukaryota; Metazoa; Arthropoda; Insecta; Lepidoptera; Noctuidae.
CGCGCGUCUCUUCGCUUUUGAAAAAGCAUUCGAAAUAUGAAUCGGAUUCCGUUAAUCGAUGUUCGAAAUACGAAUUGGAUUCGGUUGAAUUUUAAUUGUCAUUUGAAUUUGGGUUUGGAUUUCAAACGUUCUAUUCACGUGAGUUUUUGAAUCUGUGCCCGUGUUGUGUUUUAUGAUAUGGAUUUUUAUAUUUCGAGAUAGUAUUCGGCCACGAUAAACAAAAAAUAUUGAAGAAAAUCUUGGAACGGCUCCAAAAAUAUUUGGACCUAAGGACGAUCCAUUAGGAAAAUGAAAAGGUACCGCUGGUGAUGAAAUAGUGUACUGUGUUGAUACAGUGACAUCAAUGUGUUCUUUGGACGAUCUGGUGAUUUCUGGUGAUUCAGUGCUGGUGAUUCGGACGCCUGAUGGUGAUCAUGGCAAAGGAUAUGAACUUGUGUGUGCUGGUGAUAGUGGUUGUGUUGCAGACUUUGAUUCAUUCCAGUUUGGAGAUCAUAGAUUUACAUGUAAUACAAGUAUGGUCAGCGCCGGGCGGUAUGACGCGGUUACCGUGCGAUCUGGCAGCUCCGGUCAGCGAAGUCGCCUUGAUGUUUUGGUUCAAAGAAGGAGACAGAAUGCCCAUUUACACAGUCGACUUCAGAAACGGCCCGCCAGUCCACUGGGCAGUAGCUGGAGAAUUCGGAGCUCGAACUCACUUCGUUCUCAACGAGUCUGAUCCAUCAUCAGCUCACUUGGUGGUGGAGAAGGUGGCUCGUCAGGAUGAAGGAGUGUAUAGGUGUAGAAUAGAUUAUGUUGACGCACCUACUAGAAAUUAUAGAGUCAAUUUGACAGUUAUAGUUCCCCCAGAAGCCCCUCGGAUAUAUGAUUAUGAGGGUACUGAGAUCUUGGGGUCUGUUGCUGGGCCCUUCAGGGAGGGACAGAAUUUGUUGCUGUCUUGCCAGGCAGCUGGAGGUAAACCGCCCCCAGACGUGUCCUGGUAUAAAGGCGAUGAGAGACUAGCAUACACGAAAGAAGGUUCCGUCUCCCAGCUGCAUCUGCCCAAUCUAUCCAGAGAGAUGACUGGUACCAAGCUGCAGUGUCGUGUGGAACCUCCAUUGCUGCAGCCACAGUCCAGAGAAGUUACUUUAAGAUUAUAUUUAAAACCUCAAUACAUUCGAGUGACUGGCAGUGGGUCCACUAGAGCUGGCAUGGAUAAAUCCUUCGUAUGCACGACGCGAGGUUCGAAGCCAGCCCCGAACAUUGAGUGGUUCAUUAACUCACAGCUUGUAGAUUCCACAUUGACACAAGUGGAAGUAGAUGGGGAAGUAACGAAGAGUGUGCUGACGUGGCAUGUACGUCGAGAGGACAGCGGGAGACAGCUGACCUGCCGCGUCUCCAACCCCUGGUUCCCAGCACAUACGCUGGAGGAUUCAGUCACCUUGGAUGUCAUGUACCCACCAGUAACACAAAUAUCCCUGACUGAGCCAAAAGAGCCUCGUCUGCUUCGAGAAGACGAAAAUGCUGAACUCCUCUGUUCAGCAGACGCGUCACCACCGGCUGUCAACUUCACAUUCUAUAAGGGACCAGAAGUCCAUCUAAUAAGAGACGAUCCCAUAGGAGGUCUAUCGAUAGAAAAUAACAGACUUGUCAUCAGAGGGUUGAGGAGACAUCACUCCACUGUGUACCGGUGUCGAGCCAGGAAUUCUGAAGGCAGUGCACUCAGUGACCCGCUCACUUUGAAUGUGUUAUCACGGCCAGAAUGUGCAGCUGGUAAUGUAGUCCAGCAGUUAGCAGGAGCACCUGGAGGUGAAGUCAGGGCAAGAUGCUCGGUGACUGCACCAGCGAGCCGAGACGCUGGUCCACUGAGGUUCUACUGGACUUACAAUGGAACUAAAGAUGUGUUGCCGAUACCAGCAGCUAACGUGACAGUGAUGGGUUCUACCAGCACAGUGAUCCAUGGUCUACACUCCGAUGUAGAUGAGGAUUUGGGCUGGUUGGCGUGUUGGGCAAGCAAUGAUGUCGGGAAUCAGCGGGAGCCAUGCCUGUUCAGGAUCUUACCAGCUGCGCUCCCUGAACCACCAAGCAAUUGCGAGAUAGAGAACGAGCUGCUUCACUGCGAACCAGGUCAUGAUGGUGGUCUUCCUCAGCGGUUCCUUCUAGAAGCUUUGGAGGUACGGCAUCGCGCUGAAACCGCGCGAGAAGACAAUGAGAUCUCCACGAUGAAUGAUCAGGGAAUAUCAGCCUUUGGAUUAACUGAAGCUGUGUAUCGUGUCAGAAACGACAAGCCUCAGUUCGCUCUAGAUGCUUUGUCUCCUGGGAAGUAUACAUUGCUGGUUUACGCUGAAACUCCUCGUGGAAGAUCACAAAGACCUGCCGCAUUGCACAGCGUACAGAUACGAACUGCUGAUGACUUGGAUAGACCUGGUUCUCUCCAAACGAUGACACCAGCACCUCCCCCGCAGCCACCAACUACUGACAACAGUGUGGCACUACUGGUCGGAGCUGCACUGUCUCUAGUACUACUGACUAUCCUCACUACUCUGUGUGUCGCUAUGAUAGUCAUGUGCAAGAAGAAGAGUAGACCGAGGGAUCCAGAACAGAGCACAAUACUUAGAAGAAACGUAGGGGUAUCCAUGUAUGGUGGUGGAUCUACCAUUUCUUCCAACGUGAUGCCCACAGUUGUGGUGAGAGGCCACAGAGGCUCCAGGGUCCUGGCUGCGAGGUGGUCAGGAGUGCUUGAUGAUGCUCCACUUGCUGUACUGGCUCUAGACACCAGGCCUCAUGGUGACUCAGAUUUAAGUCGAAGUGAAGACGACAUACAAGAGACUGAACUGACGAGAAACGAAUUAGAAACACGCACUUAAUAUAUUGUAUAAUUGUAUAUAUAAUUUAUAUAAAAUAUCUUGAGAAGGUCUUGUAUUAGUGUUGUAUAAUAAGAUAAAUGUAAUGAUUGAUGAAAGAUCAAACAACGCUAAAUGUAUUCAAGAAAGUAAUGUCGGUGAUUACAAAUAAUAAUGAAUCAAUGUGUUGUAUUUAUUGUAAUAAUGGCAUAGAGUGAGUUACAUGGAAAGUAUAAUUAUAAAAAUAAAUUAGUUAGGGAUAAGUACCUACGCAAAAACAACGCUUUAAAAUUUGAAUUAUAGAGAUAUAUUCAAUUAAUAUUAAAGAUUGAACUGCACUAUAAAUCAUUAUUGAUGAAAUAGUUUAUUUAUACAUAUAUAAAAACAGUUGAAGAAUUUUUUGAAAGACACAAAUCAUGUCAUUUCAAUAAUAGUCUUAUUUUACUCUUAUAAAUAUGACAAGUUGCUGUAUCGCACUAUAUGAAAUAUACUUAUUUCAUAAAAGGGAACUGUAGCGAUAAGACAUGCGUUACCGGAAUAAUGACCAAGAUAUCACACUUUAUGAUAAAUCGUGGAAGAUUUAUUAUUCCGAGGGAAUUUACUGCAUCAUGCACUCUGAGGACUCACGUAUGGCGAUUUUUCAUGAGCUCACUGCUCGCUAUUAUGGAUAUAUUUCAAAGAAAAAUUACUACAGUUGCAUUUAAAUCCACUAGAAAUAGCCACUUCAUUGUAGAGACUUUAUAACAUUGUUAACCUAUUUUACAUUUACAUGACUUUAUUAUAUUAUCCAAUUGAUUUCAAAGUUAUCUUAUAGUUUUCGUAUCAUGAAGGCUUACUCCAAUAUCUAACUCGGCGUAAUGGUUACAGAAAAAGAAAAGAAUUCGCGUAACAUUCUCUAUAAAUGACUCCAACAUGAAAUAUACCCAUAAAUCCGAACAAUAUCACUUUAUAUCUUGCUUUGCCGAGCCUGACGCAGGCUUUUAGAGCCAAAAAGUACCAUAAAUUGUAGGCACUCUACAGUUUCGCUGUACAAUAAGAUUAUUAUGUAUGGAAAGCACGAUCAUUCUACCAAGUAGGUACUUACUAAGACGACAGCUGAUCAUCUAUGUUACAACCCUGUCAUAAUAUAUCUAACUAAAAUCACAAUACGUGAGCUCAUAAUAGAAUAUGAUACGUUAUAAUAUUUCUAGCAUAAUAAAUUGCACACAAUUUAUCAAGAUGAACAAUGCCUUAGAAAACGUAAUAUAAUUUUUGCGUCUUAUUGAAUUUCAUAAGAAAGAAUAUCUAUUAUUACUAUUAUGAAUAUAACAUAAAA